GCAAGUUGUCACCAUGGUAACAAUUCGCCAUAUUGUUUUAUUUAUUUAUGUUCAUUUUUGUAGAAGAAGGCUAAAAUGCCUGCAACGGAUGAGCCUAUUUAUUGCUCGCAACAGAUCAAUAUUCCGCCGGAAUUACCUGAUAUCUUAAAGCAGUUUACCAAGGCAGCUAUCAGGACACAACCUAACGAUGUUUUAGAGUGGUCUGCUGCGUAAGUUGUCCGUCUUUUAUGAAAACAAGAUUGAAGAUUGUUCGACUGGGAAAAAAUGUCUUUAAUUUGUUGUGUAAAUAGUAAAAUAGAGAGCUUUAAGCCUGAUUCACCACUAGCAAUUCUGUUGGUAAUUUUUCUCCUCGUGGCAAAUGUGAUCAAAUGAAUGACGUGUAAAAAACUUCGAAUUGUUUACUUCUGAGUUCUGAAAAAGUAACUCAGUUCUGACAGUCUAUACUUUUGUGUGCUAGUUCACUCAUUUGCAUUUGCAACACAAAUCGCCGACAAAAUUUCUAGUGUGAACCAGGCUUACUGUAAACAAGUGAUGUUUUGGACAACACAGGCACCAACCGGAAGUCAAUCGAGUGAUGGGAACAGCCAUUCUUGUUCGAAAUCAAGAACCGCAGUCAAUGAUUUUAAACACCUGUCACCGCUUGCCAUGCAUAAUGGCUCGAUUUAUUUCUGGUUGGCAUGUGUGUUGUCAAAAAUCUCACUCGAAACAAAACAUUUGAUGAAACAUCCUGGGCGCAAUGUUAGUAGUUUAUUGGCUAACGUAAAGUUUACAUAAAAUUUCAGGUAUUUUGAAGCAUUGUCCAAAGGGGAACCUUUGCCAGUAAAAGAUCGUCUGGAGGUUCCUGUCGGCUCUGCUCUAGAAAGACCAGUGAGCAAGGGUUUUCUAGAAGUACUACACAAGCAGGUAUAUGCGCAUGCCCGUCUUAUUUUGUGCUCAAUGAAUGCCACAUUAUCAUGCACUGACAAAGUGGUUUCAUUUGUUAUUUUUAAUAUUACAGCUUGGUUCAAAGCCGAUAAUUGAACAAUCGUCACUGCAAGAGAAGUGGAAACAUUUAUCGUUACCAGAUGACAGAUUGUAUGAGAUCCUUAGGUAUACUGAAAUGGGUCAUUCCAGAAAACAUCCAUAUCCCCCGCGGAGGAAAUUGGAAGUUAACCCCCCUACCUACACUUACUAUUAUCAGAAACAAAUUUUUCUUCCCUCCCCCUCCAGAUGGCAGAAAUUUCCUCUGUGGGGGGGGGGGGUCUUUUAUGGAACAGCCUAAUAUUGAUUGUUAACUAGGGUUAAGACAUCAAUGAUAUCAUAUCACUAAUAUGUAUGAGGCUUUAUCAUAUAUUAUGAGGGUUUAUAUUAUAUGUAUUGUACAUAUUUAUUGAGUUUGUGUUUCAUAUUUUUUUAGACUGGGUAGUUUUGCAGAAGAAAUAACAUGGGUACAUUUCCUCUCACUUGCAGCAGUGACGAUAAGUGAGGUAUGAAAUCAUAUAGCCCAUGCUGUCCAGAGAAUGCCCCAUUAGAUUCAAUAUAUUAUUUCCAAGUAACCACAAAUUGAAAUUCUGAAAUUCUCUAGAACCUAACUGAGGCAAUGAAAACAGUCUGUGAAAUUCUUACAACAGACUUGGAAGGAGGGCCAUCAAGGAUCGACUUUAAAGUUUUCAAAGAAUUAUACACAUAUCUUGCCAUGAUUGAUGGAGAAAUACCAACAGAGCAUGUAAAUAAUGUCUUAGAACAUCUACAAUAUGAUGUGUAAGUUUUGCAAAAAAAAAGUUUCUAUUUUCAAGCUUGCUAGCUAGCUAGCUUGAAGCUUAUUUCAAGAUGUUUUUUUAUUAAUUAAUUGACUUUUAUGUAGGCUAGUUAAAUAGUUAGUCGUUAAGACUAGUAAUAGAUCCAGCUUGAUCAGCUAGAGCCAUGUUCAAGGGUAUGACUAUAUAGGUAUAGAUAUAAGGAUACAUUAUGACAGGGAAGCCUACAGAAAUGUUCUGAGAGAGGAAUCCCUAGACAAGGUUCAAUUCUGAGCUGGUGGUUGCCUAGUAUAGGUGGCCAGGGAGUCCACCCCCCCUCUUCAAACUGUAUAUAUCCUUAAUGUCCUCAAUCCUCAGUAAAUCCAUUCCUGAUUUACAGCACACAUGCAAAUUUAAGUUAUGUAUUGUUUUGCUCCUUUUUUAGAGAAAAGCAGAAUGGUUUGAUUUCCUCACAGCAUUUUAUGCACGAAUCAUGCCCACCACUAGCACCACUGAUGUAAUGAGGCAAAGUUACCACAGUGUCCGACAUCAUCUCUUGUGCCGACCAACUCUCAUCAUUUUACUUUUGUUGUGUUGAUAUGUUUAUUAAGUAAAUGAAAAUGUAAAUACAUAUACCUCAGUGUAUCAAAAUUUGCUAGCUGUCUAUAAACAGCUUUUAUUUAAAAAAUUACACACUUUUGUUGCAGAACAAAGUUAAAAAUAUUUUUACUUUAAUUAAUCGAUUCUUAAAAACCUACAAAGAACUUAUAAUUGAUUCUUGUUGGAUGAGUAUUGUACUAUAUCCCCCUUCACAGCAUUCAUCAGUUCAGGUCAGGUUAUUAUUACAUAAAACUAACCAAAAGCCCAUACUUUUGCUAGGGUGAUUUUUUACAUUCUACCUCCCCCCCCCCCUGCCAAAAAUAGCAGCUCCUGAAAGUAUUAAAUGACCUCUGUUUUCCAAGUGUUACU
This is a messenger RNA of Paramuricea clavata, 2684 nucleotides long. The record is from the annotation of a GenBank genome assembly. Lineage: Eukaryota; Metazoa; Cnidaria; Anthozoa; Malacalcyonacea; Plexauridae.